GCCGGGAGCGCGGGGGCGGCGGGCCCGGGACGAGCAUGUAGCGGCUGCUUGCGGCGGGGCUCCCGGGGCGGGCCGGGCGGGCCGCGGGAGCCGCACGCGGCGAUAUGGAAGAGGAGGGCAAGAAGGGCAAGAAGCCUGGAAUUGUCUCGCCAUUUAAACGAGUAUUCCUAAAAGGUGAAAAGAGUAGAGAUAAGAAAGCCCAUGAGAAGGUGACAGAGAGGCGCCCUCUGCACACUGUGGUGUUGUCAUUGCCUGAGCGCGUCGAGCCAGACAGACUGCUGAGCGACUAUAUUGAGAAGGAGGUAAAGUAUUUAGGUCAGUUAACGUCCAUACCAGGAUACCUGAAUCCCUCCAGUAGGACUGAAAUCCUGCAUUUCAUAGACAAUGCAAAGAGAGCCCACCAGCUUCCGGGACACUUGACUCAGGAGCAUGAUGCUGUGCUCAGCCUGUCUGCGUACAACGUCAAGCUGGCCUGGAGGGACGGGGAGGAUAUCAUCCUCAGGGUGCCCAUCCAUGACAUCGCCGCCGUCUCCUAUGUUCGGGAUGACGCUGCGCACCUGGUGGUCCUGAAGACAGCCCAGGACCCAGGGAUCUCCCCCAGCCAGAGUCUGUGUGCGGAAAGUUCCAGAGGCCUCAGUGCAGGCUCCCUGUCGGAGAGUGCAGUUGGGCCCGUGGAGGCAUGCUGCCUGGUCAUCCUGGCUGCAGAGAGCAAGGUCGCUGCGGAGGAGCUUUGCUGUCUGCUAGGCCAGGUCUUCCAGGUUGUUUACACGGAGUCCACCAUCGACUUUCUGGACAGAGCGAUAUUUGAUGGGGCCUCUACCCCCACCCACCACCUGUCCCUGCACAGCGCCAGCCACGUGACCUCUUCCACAGUCACAUCUUUUUGUCAGCUUCCUCUGCAUUUCAGGACUCUUGCAAUCACAUUGAGCCCACCCAAAUUCUCCAGGGUCAUCUCCCUAUUUCAAGAUGACUCUUCUACAAAAGUGGACAUUAAGGAGACCUACGAGGUAGAAGCCAGCACUUUCUGCUUCCCUGAAUCCGUGGAUGUGGGUGGUGCGUCACCCCACGGCAAGACCAUCAGUGAGAGUGAGCUGAGCGCCAGUGCCACUGAGCUGCUGCAGGACUACAUGCUGACGCUGCGCACUAAGCUGUCAUCACAGGAGAUCCAGCAGUUUGCAGCGCUGCUGCACGAGUACCGCAAUGGGGCCUCUAUCCACGAGUUCUGCAUCAACCUGCGGCAGCUGUACGGGGACAGCCGCAAGUUCCUGCUGCUUGGUCUGAGGCCCUUCAUCCCUGAGAAGGACAGCCAGCACUUCGAGAACUUCCUGGAGACCAUUGGCGUGAAGGAUGGCCGCGGCAUCAUCACCGACAGCUUUGGCAGGCACCGUCGGGCCCUGAGCACCACAUCCAGUUCCACCACCAACGGGAACAGGGCCACGGGCAGCUCUGAUGACCGCUCGGCGCCCUCAGAGGGGGAUGAGUGGGACCGCAUGAUCUCGGACAUCAGCAGCGACAUUGAGGUGCUGGGCUGCAGCAUGGACCAGGACUCAGCAUGAUGGACAGUGGAUGGGGGGCACCCAUACCUUCCGCGCAGUCAUCGUAGGCCUUCCCAGAAGGAGCUGCCCAGACCUGCGUGUCAGCCCUUGGUGGUGGCCAGGGAGAGGCUCCAGGCGCAGAUGGCCCCGGGCGGCCCAGGUCCUCUACUGUGAAGGAGCAGGGAGCUGCCGAGGGACACGAGCCCCAGUGCGGGGUGGAAGGCUCUUUGCCUUGUCCACCAGGGCUCAGCCAAGCCCUGCAGCGUGUCCCUGCUCGGGGAGGGCCCGGCCGAGCUGGCAGGGAGAGCCAGUCCUGUCGGCUGGGCCCUUGGACAGCUGUCAGUUUUGCACAUGAUGUUCCUACUGUAACUCUCAGAGACCUUAAAAAGAAGUUUACUGCAAUGUGAAUAAUUUAAAAAAA
Pongo pygmaeus (Bornean orangutan) is the source of this 1956-nucleotide messenger RNA. RefSeq names its product cerebral cavernous malformations 2 protein-like. The record is from RefSeq and is a predicted model, not a curated record. Gene Ontology annotation, biological process: heart development; vasculogenesis. Lineage: Eukaryota; Metazoa; Chordata; Mammalia; Primates; Hominidae.